Molecule: messenger RNA, 1839 nt
Organism: Capronia epimyces CBS 606.96
Lineage: Eukaryota; Fungi; Ascomycota; Eurotiomycetes; Chaetothyriales; Herpotrichiellaceae
Exons: 1
Coding region: 1-1839 (612 amino acids)
Source: RefSeq, a predicted model, not a curated record
AUGUGGUCACUCGUUUCACUGUCUGCGGCGCUCGCUCACGCCCGGAUUCUGGCUUUCGACAAGAGGCUGCCUCUGAGGUUCGUGGGCAGAGGUCAACCUUUCGCAAACACAACUACUCCCGAUUUCUUUUUCAACAGAACCACGGACGCUGCCUUUACGUCCACCUCCACGGAUGAAUUUGUUCCUGCAACCUCUCUUGCGUCCACGACUUCGGUAGAUGCCAAUGCCUUGGAUGACGCGACAUGUACCGGUUCAGUCACGUACUACGGCUCGGUUCCUCCCACCGUCUACGUGACCGUCACCGAAGGGUUCGAUGUGACAGUCACAGCCAGCAAUGUAUCUGUGACGGACACCCCGACUUUGAUCACACCCCUACCAGCUUGUGAAGCCACAAUUAUGCCCUUGAUAGGUCCUAACGUACUACCCAACCCCUCCAGCUCCUUCUAUUCUGCCACUCAAUCAACUCAAUCACCAGAUGGCAACUCCUCCAGCUCCUUCUAUUCUGCCACUCAAUCACCAGAUGGCUAUAUCCCUGGAAUCAUCCCUGUGCUCGAGACCCCUGCAAAUCCCCCAGUCCCUCCUGAAUCAGCAACGGCGCCACUGGCAUCACAGGCCCCUCAGGGAUCACAGGCCCCUCAAGCAUCGUCCAUGGCGAAUUCCUAUUCCAGCGUUGACUACACGAGUACCGUUAUUGUUACCAAGAAGACACCAGCGACGGUAGUUGCUCCGCCGACCACCGCAGCCGGCGUCAACUUUCAAUAUCCCACCGAUCCCACGUCAUCUCCUCCCAAAAACACUGGCCCCUCUCCUUCAGUGAAAGGCGCCGGUGGAAGCGGCGACGACGGCAAUAGCAAUGUCGAUGCUCCAGGUCAAUCGGGUGAUGCUGAUCCGCCUCGAGUAACGAGUAGUGCUCAUAGAGCCUUGGCAUCUGUCGACGACAAUGAUGCUGCAACUCCCAGCAGUACUCCCGCAGAGGCACCUCCCACCACCACCAAACUGGGCGACAUAAUCGCCUCAAUCUUUUACUCGGGUUUUGCGACUGCUUCAACAACGAAUGGGUCCCCAACCGCAACAGCUUUCACUACCAACAUCAGCAAUAUUCCUAUCGUCGUCCUUCCUUCCAGCGUAGCCAUCGGCGGCCAAACUGUUGCUAUCCCGACUUCCGCUCCAACCACAGUCCAGGCCAGUGGUGCUACAUUUACUGUGCAACCUUCUGAAAUCAUUGGACAAGGGACAACCAUUACCAUAUCCCCAGCGCAGCGGCAGGAAGGGGUACCUACAUCUGUGCCCACCUCGACCUUUGCUAUAGGCGAUUUGACCUUGACCGUUGGCCCAACCCUGGCAAUCAUCUCUGGAACAACAUACAGGAUCGGUCAGGGCGCUCCGGCAACCACCCUAACAGUGGAUGGAACAGCCAUCUCUGUCGGGUCAAUGGGUGUAGGACUGCCCAGUACCACUUUGAGCGCCGGUGACAUAACUCAGCCACCUUUUGUUGUAUAUACAGCAGAAGGGUUGACACUGUCUGUGGACAGUAGUGAGGCUGUCAUCAGUGGCACCACCCAUCGCAUCGGCUCCCAUGCUCCUCAAGUGACAGCGACCAUCGGCAGCCACAGUGUGUCGUUCGGGCCAGGAGGAGUGGGAUUGGAAUCGACCACUAUCGCUCCAACGGCAGCGCCAUCUUCGAGCGCUAGCGGCAGCCGGAAGUUGACGUCCACGGGUGCAUCCGCGACGCAAUCUGCCGCUCCUUCAAAUGGCGCCUCAUCUGAAACGAAAGUAUUAUCUUUGAAGCUGUUGGCAUGGCAUUUGGUGGCCAUACCCAUAGUGUGGCUUGCCCUUUGA